Molecule: messenger RNA, 957 nt
Organism: Impatiens glandulifera
Lineage: Eukaryota; Viridiplantae; Streptophyta; Magnoliopsida; Ericales; Balsaminaceae
Product: protein transport protein SFT2-like
Exons: 4
Coding region: 182-862 (226 amino acids)
Biological process (GO): vesicle-mediated transport
Cellular component (GO): membrane
Source: RefSeq, a predicted model, not a curated record
CAUGUCAUUCUAAAAAAAAAUUGCAUCACGAAUGAACUACAAAGUAAGAGAGAGAGAGAGAGACUGAUCGAUAAACGCAGCAGAUCUUUGAUCAGUCGUCAAAGUAAACUGUUCUCAGCUGCCGAAUUCGCAGACGAUCUCCAUUUUUCCUUCAACAACAAGUUUAUUUUCUUCUGUGAUUAUGCAUAAAACGGCGCAGGCAUGGUUCGCUGGCGGUCCCAGCACCAGCGAUCUUAGUAAGGAAUCUCCGUCUCUUCUCGCUGAUUGGAACGCUUAUUCUGCUUCCAGAGAAUCUGAAGAAUCAUCAUCUGGCUUUGGAUUUGAUAUCGAGGCCGCCGUCGGCACCGUCAACGACAAGGUCGCCGGUACUUUCAAUGUGGUUACAAAAGGAGUUAGGGAGCUUCCUGGGAAUCUUCAGUCUGCCACAAGCAAUGUCCCUUCUGGAAAAUCUCUUUUGUACUUUGGUCUACUCCUUGCUACUGGUGCAUUUUUUAUCUUCAUUGCAUUCACCAUGUUCCUUCCUGUCAUGGUGUUGAUGCCUCAGAAGUUUGCUCUUUGUUUCACCAUUGGAUGUGCCUUAAUUAUUAGUUCAUUCUUUGCUCUUAAAGGGCCUAAGAAUCAGCUUAUGCAUAUGUCGUCUAAAGAGAGGCUUCCAUUUACGCUGGGAUUCAUUGGCAGCAUGGUUGGUACAAUAUAUGUCUCCAUGGUGCUUCACAGCUACGUCCUUUCUGUGCUAUUCUCUUUGAUGCAGGUCUUGGCCUUGUCGUACUAUGCCAUUUCAUACUUCCCCGGAGGAUCGGCUGGUCUGAAAUUUCUUUCUUCAUCUCUUAUGUCAUCAGUACUUAGAUGUUUUGGCAGGUGAUCAAUUCUCCUCCCAUUUUUUCCACCUGAUUGUAGAGGAUAAUACUCUUGGCUUAAUUUCAUUCUCUUUUAUUGAUUUUAGUUUAUUGAACUUUA